AUGGCUACUGGAGCCGUUUUGUGCAAGCAGGAGCUGAAGAAGCUCUUGAGGAACGACCGAAACUACUACUCAACUCCUGAGUUGAAUGACGUGCUCUUUCUUCAUUUCAAAGGCUACCGAAAGUUGGAAGCCCUGGAAGAAUUCACCGGGCUCAGGACGCUUCAUGCUGAGACCAACGGGAAGAAUCCCUGUCUUAGAACGCUUCAACUGGAAAAGAACUAUAUCGGCCGCAAUGGAAGACACGAUUUCGACAAUCUUGCAAGUCUGAAGGCCUUGACAGUUCUAGACCUGUCUAACAACCAAAUCGAAGAUCCUGCUAUCGUAUUUGAGGUCCUCACCCAACUUCCACAUCUGAAGGUUCUCUAUCUGAAGGGGAAUCCCGUGUCUUUUGCCUUUGAAGCUUUCAUGAAGCUGAUUGAAGAUGCACAACUCCAACGAAGGGAGAUGCUGGACAUGAGGGCAGAAGAUCGAGAGGACGACGAUUUACAUAACCACUUGGAAAACGUAGAACGAAAUCGCGAGACGCAAACGCUUCCAGAUCUAGAAGCGCCUUCCUUUCCCCUGAACACGCCUGCGACAGACACUCCGACAACUGACCAGAGUCCCCUUGUGCCUAGUCUGGCUGAGAGCCUUCCAGAUGAAAGCGGCAGCAUUGCGACGAGUCAGGGUAACGCUGGAGAAGACGUAUCCUCAGACUGUGAACACCAAAAGGGCAAGGAAGAGUCCGACGACGUCGGUUCCAUCCCAAACACAGACCAGCUGCCAAACUGCUCCGAAUUGGAGGGGCCACAUCCCAGCGAGGCAGACGACGGCGAUACUCCUCGUGAACGAAAUGCGCUCCGAAAUGAGGUUAACUUUGACGCACUGGACUAG
Neospora caninum is the source of this 873-nucleotide messenger RNA. Its product is annotated as putative leucine rich repeat protein. The coding region runs from base 1 to 873 and encodes 290 amino acids. The record is from RefSeq and is a predicted model, not a curated record. The transcript has 4 exons. NCBI's taxonomy places the organism in Eukaryota, Apicomplexa, Conoidasida, Eucoccidiorida, Sarcocystidae. Gene Ontology annotation, cellular component: cytoplasm.